AUGAACUCUCGCGAGCAGUCUGAUAUGCCUCCGGCACCUUCUUACCCAUCCCCCAACGGUGCGCAGAUGGCCCAGGGCGCCAUGCCGUAUUACAGCAACCGCCAAAUGACCACCGAUGAACUACUAUCCGCUGAACUUUCGCGCGAAGCCUCCAAUCCUGGUCUUGGUGAGUCAAACAAUGGAGUUCACCAUGGCCAGUCUAUGGUUCUAGGUUCCAACAACGCUGGUGACAUGGGCCGUACGUCUUCAGAUGAUCAACACCAGCACCAGCACAUGCUUCAGUUUCCUCCCAGUCAGCAAGUGGGAGUAGACCCGAAUCACGAUUUGAGUUAUGGUGAACAAAGUGCGCGCAAGCGGUCUAAAAUAUCAAGAGCCUGUGACGAAUGUCGACGAAAGAAGGUCCGAUGCGAUGCCAGCUCUGAGACCGGGCUGGAAACAUGCUCCAAUUGUCAGCGCCUCGGCGUCGUGUGUCAGUUCAGUCGCGUUCCAAUGAAACGCGGCCCCAGCAAAGGAUAUAUCAAGGAACUCGCCGAGCGACUCCAUACUCUGGAAAACCAGAUGCAGCCCGGAAUCGUGCAGCCCGACGUGCCAUAUCAAUCUAUGAACGAAGUAUCGCUACCGAGAGGGUACCAGGACUUUGCAUCGCCAGUGGAGUCAAACCCGGGCAAUCGCAAGAGAACAUACUCGGCCUUCGAGGGUCUUCCCAGCUCUUCGUUUGCCCAACCGUCCUUCAAUGCCCGGGUUUCCCAAAACGCCUUCGACGCGAACGAGACAGCGGCGGACCCGUACAACCCCACUGUGGCUAGCGGUAGCGCACCAAAACCUGGCAACUUGUUCUGGAAUUUGACUGGCCACGAGAAUGAUUUACCAAGCGGGCUUGAGAUGACCGAUCUGCCCAAGCAUGAGGGCGAUGAUGACAUGAGCCCAGUGACUCUGGAUGAAGGUGCUCUUGAUGCCUACUACCAAAAGAUUCACACCCUGCUACCGAUUCUUCCCCAUACCAAGGAGCGAACAUUGGAGCUUUUGCAUCAGUGCAACCGUGAAGCCCAAGAGAUCUUUUGUUAUGCGUUGUACAGUGUCACUCGGACAGACCUGACUCGUGUGGCGGGUAACUUCGAGAAGAUCAAUGGGUUUGACAAUGCGCAGGAUCUAUUGUUAUUCCACACACGCCAGCCAUUGAUCGUCCACUCGACCUCUGUCAACCUGAUUUGGCUUCAGUCACUUCUGCUUAUGAUCAUUGACUGCGAUACUCGCGGACCAGACAAUUUCGUGCUGAAAGACGGCGUUCCAAAAGGAAGCCUGGUCCAAGCAGCUAACAAGCUGGGAUAUGACUUGGCCAAAAGCCAGGGCCAGCUGAAGAAUAAGCGCACUGUAGACCCCGACGUCGAUUCAGACGCCAACCUCACCAGGCGUAACUGGGUUUCUCUGAUCAUCCUGGCCCGGUGGUAUGCUAUCAGUGUAGCAGAUGCCACCGUACUGGGGGGUCACGAGAUUGGAGGUCACGAAGAUGAAAGGGUCGUCGGUCAAAUCACUACUGGGAUUGCUUCUUACUCAACAUUCCUCUCGGAACUUGUUACGCUGGUCAACGUCGACCACAAUGUCUGCCAGACCAACUCUGGUUUGGGUCGUAUAAUUGGUUCAAACCUAGUAUCAUCCCUGGAGCGUCUAGCAGAGAUGGAAGACAUCUUCCAGAUUCACGAAUUACCCGAGAACUCGUCAACUCGACCACUUUAUGAGAGCCUUCAAGCCCAACUUUACUGGACGAUCCGACUCCUUAUCAAACGCCACGUCUUCGUCUACAGCCCAUAUGAGAUCAUCUUCUGCGCACAAGAGAUAGUCAACGAGAUGCACAGAUCCGCCAUGCAAGACCGACUCCAAUCACCCUUCGACCUUCACAGUCUGGCUCUCGCAUCGAUGACUCUUCUAGAGGCCACUGUUCUCCCGGAACACGCCACCGAAUGCUGGGGCGCCCUCGAAAAGAUCGAAAAAAUCCUCGACCGCCGUGCAUCCAGCGGCGUCGAAUUCGAUAAUGUCUUCGGCACCCCAGAAUGGGACGCCAAGAUCCGCAUCUUCAUCGAGUGGCGCCGCAUCAAGUCCCAGGAGAGUCAGCUCCAGGAAGCCGAAAUUGGUGGUCUCGCCAAGUCGCAACAACCUGUCAUGGGCGCCAACGAGCAACGUUCUCUUCAGCACCUUGCUGAUCUUGCUGUCGGUGCUGAGGGCUCUGUGGGCCAGAAUGCGCCCACCACGCCCCCACCCGGUCUUUCCCACGAUCAGAACGAAACAUCGCCAAAUCUCAAUCCGCAGCUGGCGCAAUCUCAGGCUGGGUCCGGUCGUGUUGUUGUGGACUUCACUAUGCUUACCAAGGAGGGCUAUUUGAAUGUGUUCUCUGGGUUAAUCUACCGUCGCAGUCGUUGA
Molecule: messenger RNA, 2415 nt
Organism: Penicillium soppii
Lineage: Eukaryota; Fungi; Ascomycota; Eurotiomycetes; Eurotiales; Aspergillaceae
Product: putative C6 finger domain protein
Exons: 5
Coding region: 1-2415 (804 amino acids)
Cellular component (GO): nucleus
Molecular function (GO): zinc ion binding; DNA-binding transcription factor activity, RNA polymerase II-specific
Source: RefSeq, a predicted model, not a curated record